Knipowitschia caucasica is the source of this 426-nucleotide messenger RNA. Lineage: Eukaryota; Metazoa; Chordata; Actinopteri; Gobiiformes; Gobiidae. The record is from the annotation of a GenBank genome assembly.
AUGACCCGCAACCUGCUGAAGGAAUAUUUUGAAUUAUAUUUUGUGGUCAAACCCCCGCCUCAGUCUGGACCCAGCCUCGGGUCAGACCCAGCCUCGGUCCAGAUCCAGCCUCGGGUCAGACCCAGCCUCGGGUCAGACCCAGCCUCGGUCCAGAUCCAGCCUCGGGUCAGACCCAGCCUCGGGUCAGACCCAGCCUCGGUCCAGAUCCAGCCUCGGGUCAGACCCAGCCUCGGUCCAGACCCAGCCUCGGUCCAGACCCAGCCUCGGUCCAGACCCCCGCCUCGGUCCAGCUCUGGCUGGUCUCUCCUCUGGGGGUCUUUAAGCCGUCACCACAAGGUCAUUGUCAUCGGCGUCCAGGUGUUAUCAAUCAAAAUGGCCGCCGGCGUGAGGAGCUGCUGUCGUGAAACAUGGAGCCGACGGAUCUGA